CGCACCAUGACACUGGCCGCUAGCGUCGUUUGCUAAUUUAGCUAAUCUGAUUGCUCGUCUUGGUUGGGAGCACGUAACGUCAGACAGGUUUACCAAAUUUAGUUUCCCUUAUUUUUCAUUCCACAUCAAACAGCGUCUCGCUAGGGAAAUGGCGUCGCUUGGUGAGCCAGUACGUCUGGAGAGAGAUUGAAGGUCCGGAUAAAAAUGCAUGUGCAAUAUCCAGACAACCAUUUAAAAAAAAUACACAUCAAUAUAGAUGUGUGCUCAAUGUUCAUACAAUCAUGGGUGCCAGUGAUUCCAAAAACUGGAGGAACAUCUUGCCUCACUUCAGGUCAGAUAUUAAUCGUGCCAUUGAACUGCUUGAAAAGCUUCAGAAGACAGGGGAGGUUCCUCCUCAGAAGUUGCAGGCCCUGCAGAGGGUCUUACAGAGUGAAUUCUGCAAUGCUGUCAGAGAAGUUUAUGAGCAUGUGUAUGAGACAGUGGACAUAAACAGCAGUCCUGAAGUGAGAGCAAAUGCUACAGCAAAGGCAACUGUGGCAGCUUUUGCAGCAAGCGAGGGACACUCACACCCUCGUGUGGUGGAACUUCCUAAAACAGAAGAAGGCCUGGGGUUCAACAUAAUGGGCGGAAAGGAACAGAACUCUCCUAUAUACAUCUCACGGAUCAUUCCAGCAGGCAUUGCUGACCGACAUGGCGGCCUGAAGCGAGGUGAUCAGCUUCUCUCUGUCAAUGGGGUGAGCGUGGAAGGCGAGCACCACGAGAAAGCUGUGGAACUACUCAAAGCAGCUCAGGGCACAGUGAAGCUGGUAGUGAGGUACACUCCCAAAGUCCUCGAAGAGAUGGAGUCACGUUUUGAGAAAAUGAGGUCGGCGAAGCGUCGGCAACAGAACAACUAUCCCCAGUAGGGUUGUUUCAUGUCGACGCCAGUUUUUACGGCUUUCCCCUUCCAGCCUUCAGGCCAUCUGUUCUGGUCUCUUUCUUAUAUUUAAACUCAAAAACAUUCUAACCUACAUACACAUAGUUUUAGUUGAUUGACACAAAAGUAUGUAUGCUGUACUUUCUACAACAUUUUAAAUAUUCACUCACAGGUUACUGUCCUGGACAAAACGGCUAAGGCCAUCUCCGUAACUGGGAAACGCAUUCAGGCCUCUAUUUUGUACUACAUCUGUCGUGUAAUACAAAAACUCCACAGAUGCACAUCCAUUCAAAAGUCAGAUUCCCCCCCACCCCCCUAAAUAAAGUUUCACAAACACUUUGUUUCAGCCACCUGAGAGUUGUCCAGUAUUCCAGCUGCUCUGUGUUUACCUGCAAGUGGUGAAAAAACUUAUCGGUCUCAUAAUUGACCCCUCCGUACAGGGCACUUAACCACGCCUCCUGAAGUUACGUCACCCCACGCUUGCUAACCUCAGACAAACAAUUAGCAAAAAUGGCGUCGCAGGAAGAAAAGACGAGAGCGAAAUUGUCCGAUUUACCAGCUGAUUUCUCACUCGCAUUCUUAGCGAAUGGUGAAAUAUCGUUGAAAAGCAGACAGCAGGGCUUCAAGUAUUUCAGCGAGGGGUAUUUCAAUGGUAUUUACAUGCAUAUCGAUGGAGAAACCAUCGAUAUUAGCGCGAGAUCUUUCCGGAGUCAGAGGAAGACCGAGAAGCCACAUAAUAUAUUAUAACCCAAAGACGAAUUCGUCAUUGACAGUUUCUUAUUUUCGUGUUACCUAUCACACUUGUGUCCAGAAUCUGUAUGUGUAUCUGUAUGGCCGUUUGUGAACCGCCGUAUGAAGGAAAAGAAGGCGAGGCUUGAUUUACGAGUUGUUUCUCUCGUUUUCUUUGUGUAACGUCACGCGCUCCCCUCAAUAAUUAUUCUUGAAUUAGUGCCGAACCUAUGUAAGUCCCGACCGAGUACGACAAUCACUACUUUAGUGUCCUCAAACAUCCUUCCUUCAGUCUUUGUGUCUCGGUGCACGUCGAAGGCUUUUAGGACUCGCUAGUCCGGUUUAGCUUAGCUCGGGAGCCGCUGAACAGAGACACGUUUGUGCAGUCAGAUCAUUGCAAAAUAUCGCUCAACACAGAUCAAGUGUGUCAAUCAUUCACACUUAGCUAUGUUAUGCAAGCGAAGAACUGCUAAUUCAUUUAUAUGAGACAUGUAGUGAAAAUCAAAUAUAGGGCUUACCUUCGUGCAAACAUAUCUGUUCCGGUUGAUUUUAGAUGGAUUCAGUUGAUCAUGCGAUCUUCCACAAAGUUUGAUCCAUCGAAGACAUUUUUCGUACUCGGUCUUCUGUUCCGGUUGAUUUUUAGAUGGAUUCAGUUGAUGAUGCGGUCUUCCACAAAGUUUGAUCCAUCUAAGACAUUUUUCGUACUCGGUCGUCGGUUUUGGAAAGGGUACAAAUUGAACUCCACCAACUAGCCUAUCAGGAUACCUGUCGUCACUAUUAUAAAGUCCGUGACUACACCUCUUAACCAUAUCUAUUGUUAAGGAACCCAAAUACGUGAUAAAACGCUAACAAAAGCUAUACUGGACCAUGCGACUUUGUCAGAGGUAAUGGUGGACGCCAACAAGGGGCGUGGUUUAUGCAGAUCUCUGGCCUCUGAUUGGUCAGCGACGCGGAUGACGCAAUUUCUACGGAGGGGUCAAUUGGAACAUCUGCUGUUUCGUAGGUGACAUGUUCAUUUUGGGAAGUUUCUCCAUCAGCUUACGAUUGUCAGCAUAACUCACUCACACUUUGUGCAUUACUUUUGCAAUUGGCAGUUUAAAUAGUACUUUAACAAGAACGCCUAAGCUACUAUCAACCAAAUAAGUUCAGUUCCUUUUUUUUUUUUCUGCAGAUUGUUCAUAAGACCCAUUUCUGGAGUUUAGAGUUAAUAACUGUAAACCUUUUUCAAGAGAAAUGUAAAUGUCCUAAAUGAAAGACGCAGACUACAAAAAUGUUUUAUAGCAUGCAUUGGUUUGAAGGUUUGGUGUGCCACGCUACAACCAACUCAUUAAAAGUUGUGAUGAAUGUCUCCUUAGUCAUCUGAAUUUAUAAGCUAAAACAAAACUGUAUGACCUUACCAAGCGACAAAUAUGCUAUUGAUCACACACUGUAUGCAGCCACUGCAAUGUCUGCAGAAUAUUAGCACAUUUAUUUACACUUAUUUUAUAGCACGGCGUUCUUGAAAAGGAAUAAAUGUAGGAAGCUUUGCAAAAGAAAAAUGUGUCAAAACAAUCAGCAGAAUCAUGAUUUUGGCAUUUAGUAUUUUAGCUAUCCUGUGAAUAAUGGGUCUGUAGUACGCAAUCGUGAGUACAAAUGCAAAAUCUGUAGUAUCAUCCUCCUGUAUUUUUUUUUUUCAUGAUCUGUCGUGUUUUUGGAUAUUGAUUGUCAAAAAGACAUAUUAGCUCUACCACGGUGACCUAGUGUACCCUUUCAAUGAAAGAAAGUUGUUUUCUAAAUCACUAGUGGAAUGUCAAAGUAUUAUUUCAAAGUGUGGUCUUAUUUCUAACGGUAAAAUGUUUUUAACAAGUUGAGCAAUUUUGCGUUACUUGGAUUUUCCUGCUGAGUGCUAAUAAUUCUAGUAUGAAAGGCUAGCUCACAAAAAUGAAAUUGUAAUGUACACGCCAAUCUAUGCAAAGUAUUUACAAAAUGGGGGGAAAUGAUCCUCAGCUGCAAAAUAGUUUGUUUUAAUGUAGAAUGUCAAUCAAGAAUGUGUCCAAGAACUGUGCAAUGUUGAAUAUUAAGCAUCCAUUCAACUAGCACAAGUACAUUUGAGUAACAAAAGUUGGGGGAGAAUGUCAGGGGCUUCACCUCUACUAGUCACUUGUUAGCUAGUCUCCUUGUGUUUCGGUGAUGCACCAUUUUGUGUACAUAGUUGGUGGAAUAUUCUAGUGUAUGUUUAGUUUAUAUUUCACAGAAGCAUCUUCGAUUUCCUGCUCACACACAGUUUAACACACUCUGAAUGUCACUGUCCGUAGUCUUAUGUUGCAAGGUGAUCAUUUAAUUCUAGCCAUUUGACGCAAUCUUCCUAUUGGGGUGGUCAAGAGUAUUUUUUAUAAUGGCUUUCUUUUUAUAUUUUUCUGAAUUUUUGUAAGUGUUUUUGCUAAUAAAAAACAAUCGAAGGACAUUGUGAGAUUGUCUGGGCUGAGUGUGUAGCAGGGCUGUAUUUGGACAGCAAUGGAUAUGUUUCCAAUUACGCCAUAUUGCGUGUCAUAGAGGUCAGAGAACACAGGUGAUAGGUGAAGCGUGAAGUUUUUUUCUAUUGUUAAUAUAUCCGAUUGGUCUAAGGGUGGCGGCGACGUCAUUGGAAACCUAUCCAUUGGAUGUCAGGACUCUGUAGAUAAACUGGCCUACUUAAACCCACCCUUCUGAGAUUUCCACUGGUCUUUGUGUUCUCUCAAUUCCAAGACCAAGUUUCCAGCAUAUGUGAAGCUUUUGAUAAUGUUUUGAAAUAUGUUAGUCGUGUUUAUUGAGGUUGUUUUCCUGACUAUUGUGUUUGUGUUUUCUUUUUCUUAUUCACUAUGUAAUGUUCAUAUGGAAUGUAAAAUGUAGUUAUAAAAGUGAAAGUUAAAAUAAAAGACAAAUUUAA
Messenger RNA from Syngnathoides biaculeatus (alligator pipefish), 4550 nucleotides. It is a transcript of the gene lin7c, whose product is annotated as lin-7 homolog C (C. elegans). Gene Ontology annotation, biological process: maintenance of epithelial cell apical/basal polarity; neurotransmitter secretion; protein localization to basolateral plasma membrane. The coding region runs from base 282 to 905 and encodes 207 amino acids. Lineage: Eukaryota; Metazoa; Chordata; Actinopteri; Syngnathiformes; Syngnathidae. The record is from RefSeq and is a predicted model, not a curated record. The transcript has 6 exons. Gene Ontology annotation, cellular component: cell-cell junction; synapse; basolateral plasma membrane. Gene Ontology annotation, molecular function: L27 domain binding.